GUGGGCUCUAAUAAUAUGGCUGCUACAGAUGGUAAAGAAAUGCCAAAUUUUGCUCUAGUAUCUAUGCAAAAUGAUUUUGAAGUUGAUUUUGAAGUCAACUUGUUACAAGGAAAAGUAAGUAUUGGACGUGGGCCCUUAAUGAAGAUAACUGAUAAACGCGUCUCAAGAAAUCAUGCCAUGAUCGAAGUGAAAGAUAAUGCACUUUCCAUACUUCCUACCCACACCAACCCUACAUUUUAUCAAGCUCUGGGAGAAGCACACUUUGAAGCAUUAGACAAAGAUGUUUCAAAAGAGCUUCAUGAUGGUGAUUGUAUUUCAUUCUUACCAAAUGACCUCAAAUUUAAAGUGAAAAUUUUGACACAGGAGCUCUUGUUAAAGAGUGAUGAUUUUAGAGGGAGGAAUGAAAUGAUGAACAAUAUGAAGGGAGAUAACUUUUACAGUGCUGACAGCUUGAGAGAUAGUCAUAAUGGAACAAGUGAAAAUAGCAAUAGAGUGAAUGAUGUUGAGAAAAAGAGAAUGCCAGAAGAGACUGUCUCACCUUUAAAUAAAGCUAGAGUUUUACCAACUUGGAUGACGCAAGGACCAAUCAACAGGAAGAAUAAAGAUGAGAUGACAAUGCUAGAAAAGAUAAAGAAAAGUUUAUUGAAAUCACCGUCAUGUAGGUAUGAAAAUAAUUUGCCAAAUGAACAAUAUGACGACGAAGUGGUUGAAGAAAGAUUUGUCAAAUCUUGUGAUGCUGAUAACUUGAAGUAUAAAGUGGAAGCUGUACAAUCUCCAUCUGUGGUUAGUGUGAAAAGAAAAUGUGAUGACAAUGAAGAAGAAAAGAAUGCCAAGCACAAGAAAGAUUUGACACGAUGUCCAUAUGGAAGUCGUUGCUACAGGAAAAAUCCCCUUCAUUUUCAAGAAUAUUCCCACUCAAAUAAUUGUGACGUUGAAUUCGAAGAUGAUAGUGACGAUAGGAGUGGAAACGACUUACCUGAAUGCCCUUACGGUGAAAGUUGUUACAGAAAAAACCACAAACACAGAAAGGAAUAUAAACAUAUUUCACACCAAAAAACACGUGAAAGAACAGCAAAAAAGAAAGCUGCUGGAAAGAUCCGAGAUGAUAACGAAGACGGUCCGAAUGAUUACGACUAUGGUGACAGUUUUAUCGAUGACGACGAGCUAAGUGAGAGCGAGGUCUCUGAAGAUAGUGAUUGGAUACCUUCCUGUGAUGAAAAUGGCGAUGAUGAAGUGGAUGACGUAAGUGAUUUGUUAACCGAAGCCAGAAAUUUCACCCGAAACAAGAAGAUGCUUAAGCCUGCAUAAGCCCACUUUAACCUUUUUUCCUCGUAGCUCGUGAAGACUCCGAUCUAGAACUUUUUUAUGUACUGUACUUAAGGUUUUACUGUCGUAUAUAUUGAAUGCUAAAAGGUCUAUUAAAUUGGCGUUGAUAAUUUUAUUUUAAAAAUCACAGCAAAAAACACUUCAGCAACGUAUUUCUUGCAAUAGUUCGAGUUGCGUGAUCGCUUUAAUUAUUUUUUAAACACACCUCCUCGAUUGCCGACAGUAAUCUGUAAAAUAAAUAUGCAAUUAAAGCAAAAUAUUUUCUGUU
Molecule: messenger RNA, 1594 nt
Organism: Xenia sp. Carnegie-2017
Lineage: Eukaryota; Metazoa; Cnidaria; Anthozoa; Malacalcyonacea; Xeniidae
Product: aprataxin and PNK-like factor
Exons: 8
Coding region: 16-1308 (430 amino acids)
Biological process (GO): double-strand break repair
Cellular component (GO): nucleus; site of double-strand break
Molecular function (GO): DNA-(apurinic or apyrimidinic site) endonuclease activity; 3'-5' exonuclease activity; protein binding
Source: RefSeq, a predicted model, not a curated record